UUUAGUGGAAACCCGGCAGCCUUGGAAUAGCUAGCGUGCAAUACAGCUCGCAGGAGCGCCCGCCAGCCCGCCCAGGAGAGCGGCGGCCAGGACAGCCAAAGCAGCAGCUGCAGCCGCCGCCGACACCGCUGUGGGGGCAGCAGAAAUGAUGAGCACGGUGCGCGGCCGAAGUUGACUAGCCCUUGGCCGCGCCCCUCUAAGCUUUAGAGUUGGCUGUGCCUGCUGUGGGGGGAAGGUGUCCGGUCUCAUCCCAGCCCAGGCUGCCACCCAGCAGCUGCAAUCGGAGGAGCCUCCUGUGUGGUGUGGGUGGGCAAUAAGAGCUUCCCUCGGAGACCCCCUCCGGAAAGAAGAGAGGGGGUGGGGAAGUUGUUUCCCUCACUCUGCCCACCCCCCCCCCCCCGGUUGAGGAUCGACAGCCCAGCGGCAAGAUUAUUGGGCUCUGGAUGCCCGGGACUUGGACCCUGAGCCCCUGACAGCCGGGCUGCAGAGGGGUGAAGUUGGGGCUGCACGCCGCGGAGAUCAGGGCCACCGAGCAUCCCCAGGGUCUCACGGAGUGAUGCCGAUGGGGGGCCUGUUGCCCAUGUUCAGCAGCCCCCCCGGGGGCGGGCUGGGAGGUGGGGGCGGCGUUGGUAGUGGCGGCUUGGGCAUCAGGAAGGUAGCCGGGCCGGGUGCUUUCCGUCUGACCGAGAAGUUCGUCUUGCUGCUGGUGUUCAGCGCCUUCAUCACGCUCUGCUUCGGGGCGAUCUUCUUCUUGCCCGAUUCUUCGAAGCUGCUCAGCGGGGUCUUCUUCCACUCCAACUCGGCUCUCCAGCCAGCUAACGACCACAAGCAGGGGCUUGGCUUGGGCAGCAUCAAUGCUAUGGGGAAGGGAGAAGAGGGGAGCGAAGGUGAGAGGGCAGCGGCUGCUGCCGCCGCGGCCGCUGCUGCGGACAAUUUGGCCAAGAUUCGAGAAGACCACGAGCGAGCCUUGAGAGAGGCCAAAGAGACGCUGCAGAAGUUGCCGGAGGAAAUUCAGAGGGACAUUCUCCAGGAGAAGGAGCAAGUUCUCCAAGACAAACUGCUCAAUAAAGGGAAUGCUGGUGGACUGCCUCACCUGGACUUUCGCCCUUCUAUCGGGGCUAUAGGACGGGAGCCCACCGACCCAGAAAUCCGUCAGAAGAGGGCAAAGAUCAAAGAGAUGAUGAAACAUGCUUGGGAUAAUUAUAAACUUUAUGCCUGGGGAUUAAAUGAACUGAAACCUUUAUCAAAAAAAGGACAUUCAAGUAGUUUAUUUGGCAACAUCCAAGGAGCAACAAUAAUAGAUGCCCUAGAUACUCUCUUUAUAAUGGAAAUGAAAAAUGAAUUCAAGGAGGCCAAAGAAUGGAUUGAAGAAAAUUUAGAUUUUAAUGUGAAUGCUGAAAUUUCAGUUUUUGAAGUGAAUAUACGUUUUGUUGGUGGACUUCUCUCAGCUUACUAUCUCAGUGGAGAAGAGAUAUUUCGAAGGAAAGCAGUGGAACUUGGAGAAAAAUUACUUCCUGCAUUUCAUACUCCCUCUGGAAUACCUUGGGCAUUGCUGAAUUUGAAGAGUGGGAUUGGUCGAAAUUGGCCUUGGGCAUCUGGAGGAAGCAGUAUUCUGGCAGAAUUUGGAACCUUACAUUUGGAGUUUGUACAUUUGAGCCAUUUAUCUGGGAAUCCAGUCUUUGCUGAAAAGGUGUUUGGAAUUCGAAAUGUUCUGAACACGCUGGAUAAACCACAAGGCCUUUACCCCAACUAUCUAAAUCCCAGCAGUGGACAGUGGGGUCAACAUCAUGUAUCAGUUGGAGGACUAGGAGAUAGCUUUUAUGAAUAUUUGCUGAAGGCAUGGCUAAUGUCAGACAAGACAGAUUUAGAAGCUAAGAAAAUGUAUUUUGCAGCCGUUCAGGCCAUUGAGACUCAUUUAAUCCGGAAAUCCAGUGGUGGUCUGACCUACAUUGCAGAGUGGAAAGGUGGCCUUUUAGAACACAAAAUGGGUCACCUGACUUGUUUUGCUGGAGGCAUGUUUGCGCUUGGUGCAGCCUGUGCUUCUCCAGAGCUAACACAGCAUCACAUUGAACUUGGCGCUGAAAUCGCCCGCACAUGUUAUGAAUCAUAUAACCGCACUGCAAUGAAACUGGGACCAGAAGCUUUCAGAUUUGAUGGUGGAGUGGAAGCCAUUGCUACAAGGCAGAGUGAAAAAUAUUACAUCUUGAGACCUGAAGUGAUUGAGACUUACAUGUACAUGUGGAGAUUAACCCAUGAUCCAAAGUACAGAAAAUGGGCCUGGGAAGCUGUUGAGGCACUGGAAAAACACUGCCGGGUAGAUGGAGGCUAUUCUGGCCUCAGGGACGUUUAUCUAAAGCAAGAGAGUUAUGAUGAUGUACAGCAGAGUUUCUUCCUGGCAGAGACCCUAAAAUAUCUAUAUUUGCUGUUUUCUGAUGAUGAUCUCCUUCCACUGGAACAUUGGAUUUUUAACACUGAGGCUCAUCUUCUACCAGUUCUCCGCAAGAAUAAUCAGGAGGUGGAAGAAAAUCACAAAUAAAAAAGAUUCUGAACGCAUUGUUUUGCUGCAUUCCUUUAAUUUCCCUACACACCUUAAGAGUUCCCUUUCUUUUCUUCCAGGCAUACUGCAAACUUUUAUUAUAAUUGCUGUGGUUCUUCUGAGUUCUAGACAAAUUGUUUUGCAGUCCAUUAUGUUUAAUAGGAAAUAUCUGUAAUUGGACUUAAAUUCUUCAUUAUGUUUUCCAUUCAUCCAGCCAAUCGAGCCACUCAAAAAGAAGAAAAAAAGAAAUUCACCAACUCUAGAAUUUAUGAGGCUGUUGAGUCACUUUUGCCCAACUGAAUAAGUGGGUCUUAAGGUUUUAGGUGACCUGUUUACUAUAAUUUUAAUUUGACUGCAAAAAAAUUUUUCCUCCUCUAUGAGGAGAUGAUGUCUGCUUUAAGCUGUAAUAUUUUGCCAUGUUGCAAAAAGCCAUAAUAAAUUAAUUAUUAAAACAGCUUUUUUUUUUCUUUCCAAUUUCAUGUUAAUCUAGUUUGUCUGUUCACCCUAAAUGAAUUGUAACUGUGACAGCCUCCUCUGAUGCGGGUCUAUCAUUAUUUGGUAGAAUGUCUUUUAAAAUACUUCACUCACAUUGUAAUCUAAAUAAAAAUCAGCAGUUAUUAUCAUCCCAUGUUGACCUCAUUCUCCUUAGGGCUACAGUAGAUUUUAUUGUAACUCAAUUGCAUUAGUGUUUUUAAUUUGUGGAUUUUCCUCAAAUUUUGUUUUAAAUGUACUGUAUUUGUUGCCAACUGGAUCAUUUCUUCCAUUUUCCAACACACCAUGGUAUGAAUUCUAAAGACAGCUUAGUGUGAGCAAAAUAAACCAUCUUGCAAAAGUCUGCUAUAACUGAAUUAUUCUUUUAAAAAAGGAAUAGAAAUAUAAAACUAUUAGUUUUUGCUUUUCAUGGCUGUAUGAAGAAAUAUGGUCAUUUUAAAAAUAGAACAAGUGCUUCAUGUGACUUUCUGUUGUUGAUUCCUUUGCAGUUAAUCUCUGCGAUUCUAUUUUUUGCAAAAUAUUCCAUUUACUCCAGAUUGUGAACAAGGCUCCACUCAAAUACAGUAAAUUAUUUUAAAGUAGAUAAUGUGAGUGUUGGGUUUCAACCUCAUUAAAGAAGAUCCUCAUUCUAGUAUUUAUUCCUGGUCAACUGACAGAAAAUCCAAACAAUCAGCUCCAAAGGAGUCAAACCCUUCAUAAUGUAGUAUUUCAAACAUCUCAACAUAUAGGCCCCAAUUUACUGAAGCAAUGUCUAUGCCUGCCAAAAACCCUAUUAUUUUCUUUCUGUUUUACUCUAUCAGAUCUCCCAAUGAACUGGGAAAGGAACUGGAUGUUUUCUUUUCCUUUGGGGAACUAAAGUACAUAAUAACAGCCAGCUUCUUUCUCAAAUUUAAACAGGAUAGAAAGACAGUAAUAACAACAGAUGUUCUAUAUCUGUAUACAUAUAUAGAUAUAUAAUUGGGAUAUUAAUGUAUGGCUUUGACCAAGGAAAUAUCCCUGGGAUGGUAAUGUGUUUCUUUGGCCUGGAGUAAUUUCUCUCAGGUCAAAUAAUAUGUGCAAUCAUGUGUGUGCAUGCAUGUAUAUAUGCAUGCACACACAUACAUUAUUUUUAAAAAUUUAAAUCCUUUACAGUAACAACUGUUAUCUUCCCUGGUUGAGUAAUAGGAUAUCCUGGUUGAUCAAUUAUUUGAACUGAUAAUAAUACAAUAAACAUUUAGUUAGAGAAUUUAACAAAAUUAAAGUGGUUAGAUCAAUUUUCAAUUAGAAUAAAGUAAAAAUAGACUUUAAUAGUGAUAAUAAUUAACUUUUGGUGAUUCAGAAGGCACCUUGUAAAGAAUAUCAUUUUUCAUCUUGGUGGUAGGCAGAAGUCCUAAUUUAGAUCUGACGGAAGGACAGGUAACAGACCUCACUGUGUAUGAUGUUCCAUAAAAUGUAUCUGAUUGAGUUCUCUUAGAUAUUGUUGGUCCAUAGAAAUUGAAAUUUAUGUCAUUCAGAAGGAGCAGAUUUCCCAGGGUAUGGAUUUUUCUAACUAUGUUCCCACCUAGAACAAAGAGCCCUCUUUGUAGAAUGGGAUAGUUUUUUGCCCUUUCCAUUUCAUUCUUCAAAUCAUACUGUGAUCUAAUUUCAUUGAUAAUAUGAUUCCUAAAAGAAAAAAAAAAGUAAAUUUUGAAUUGAGGGCACUUUUUUCUAGAAAAAGGAAAAUAAUUUUGGUUUCACCAUGUAUUUUAGUACCAUAUUGUUUGAUGUACAUCAGUGAUAUGGUCAAUAUGAUAAUAUCUACAUACACUAAAGAACCAUCAGAUCUUUAGACAACUAAAUUUUCAAUUCAGACUUGUCAAAUAUACCAGGACAAAGCCAUGUGCUUUAAAAGAAAAUGAAUAAAGCAGCUCAUUUUCUCAGGUCUAAUUAGACUUACGGGAUUCAAUUGAUGUUGUUUAAUAUUAAAUGUUUCCAAAGACCUCCUUUGUCUGAAUCAUCUUUAUGUAGUCUACUAUCUUUUUAUAUCUUCUACUUAUGGAUCAGAUAGGAAAUAUAUCAAUAAAUUAUUAUUGGUAUGAUAAUGUGUUUCUUAAACCUGGAAUAACCUCUAGGUAUAAUUUUAACUUUUAAUGAAGUAAAUACACAUAUAAUUUAUCGUGGAAAGUGAAGCUAGGAGAUAAUGCAUGUAUUUUCUUUUCUUCUCCCAAGCCUUUAAGGUAACAUAGGCAGAACUGUUGCUAAAAUUGGGCCUUAUGUGUUUAGAUUCUAAUUUUCAUGUUAGUUUCCAUAGAAUGAGGAAAUUAAAUAAAUGUAUUUUCUUGAUUUCAAGUUUUGAUUUGAAAGAGCACAAAGCAGAUAUGUAUUUCUGCAACAGAUAGGGUAUUAAAUUCAGGUCGUAUGUAAAAACUGCACUAUAAUGUACCUUUUGUAUCCUGGUGUAAGUAGACAAGAAGAUUGUAACACAUAUUGCUCUGCCGACGGCAAGGUUAACCUUUUGUAAAUUCUAGAACUUGGGUUUUUAAAAGAAAUCCCCAAACACCAAAAAUGUAUACAUGAUAAGGGAUUAAUACAUGUUAUUGAAACUUAGCUGGUAAUUCUUAGUUUUGAAAGUUUUAAAUGACUGAAAUCUUUAUGUAGACAUUGCCUUUCAUUCCUCUUCAGCAUAACAAUGCAGUUAAGUUUACAUACGUUGACAUUUUGAAAGAUGAAUAAUUUAAACAGCACUCAAUUUUGUUGUCAUGAAAUGUUUUCUUUUGGAUACAAUUUGUGAAAUUAAUAUUGCAUAUAUCUGUUGUCUGGCAAAUCUACAAUGCCCAAUGAUGUUUGUGAUGAUUUCAUCAUGUGUUACCCAUUUCUACACAUCAACUGUGUUUUGAUUUGUAUAUAAAUCCAUUUAGUCUUUUUUCCAAAUUUAUAUAAAUCUCUAAUGAUAUGAAAUACAUAAUAGAUCAAGACAUAAUUUUUAAGAGCUAUAUUUGUAAAAUUUCUCUAUGGUGAAUAAAGUCUUUUAAUAUACCU
Trichosurus vulpecula (common brushtail) is the source of this 6025-nucleotide messenger RNA. It is a transcript of the gene MAN1A1, whose product is annotated as mannosidase alpha class 1A member 1. NCBI's taxonomy places the organism in Eukaryota, Metazoa, Chordata, Mammalia, Diprotodontia, Phalangeridae. The record is from RefSeq and is a predicted model, not a curated record. The transcript has 13 exons. Gene Ontology annotation, cellular component: endoplasmic reticulum; extracellular exosome; Golgi membrane. The coding region runs from base 557 to 2536 and encodes 659 amino acids. Gene Ontology annotation, biological process: carbohydrate metabolic process; N-glycan processing. Gene Ontology annotation, molecular function: mannosyl-oligosaccharide 1,2-alpha-mannosidase activity; calcium ion binding.